AAUAUCAUAUCAUAAAAAAAAAAAAAAAAAAAAAAAAAGGAGAUGGAGCAAAUCAAAUUAGGGUGAUCGGAUUUGAUUGGUAGGUACAUAGCUAAAGCCUGAUAUCCAUGGAAGAUUCCAGUAUGAUGGCGUACCCUCAAAAGUUGAUGACACUUGUCUUGAUCACCUUCACCUUCACCUUCACCUUCAUCUCCACCUCAUCCUCUCAAUCAAUACUAGACCUUGUUGCCCUGAAUCGUGUCUUCACCCACCGCAAGAUUAUUCCCAAAGACAACAACAAGAAUGCUAUGUACUGUGAGAGCUGGCGAUUCACUGUGGAGACUAAUGACGCUGGUCUCUGGGCUUGUAUCCCUGAAAAGUGCGUUUCCUUCGUUCAGGAUUACAUGACUGCAGGUCGUUAUUCUUCUGAUUUAACUGCUGUGGCUCAUCAGUCACUUGCCUUUGCUAAUACAGUUAGGGUUGCCAAUGAUAGAAUGGACGGUUGGAUCUUCGAUGUUGAUGAAACGCUCUUGUCUAAUUUGCCUUACUAUGUUAACCAUGGCUUUGGAUCGCAGAUCUUUGAUGAAGUCGCCUUUGACAAAUGGGUGAAUGAAGCUGAAGCUCCUGCUAUACCUGCAAGUUUAAAGCUGUACAAGGAGCUACAGCAGCGAGGAUUUAAGAUAUUCUUGUUGACUGGUCGGAGUGAAUUUCAAAGGAAUGAUACAGUAAAGAAUCUGGUGUAUGCUGGAUACAGCAAUUGGGAAAGGCUUAUUUUGAGGGGACCUUCUGAUAAGGGUAAGCCGGCAACCCAGUUCAAAUCUGAGAAAAGAAAGGAGUUAGAAGAUGAAGGUUACAGGAUUCAUGGGAGCUCUGGAGAUCAGUGGAGUGACUUGAUGGGUUUUGCUGUAGCACAUAGGUCUUUUAAACUUCCAAAUCCCAUGUACUAUAUUGCGUGAUACUAGAGUAGUCUGAAAAGUGUAUGGUGUUCUUUGACAAUUGACGUUGCAAUUCUCUGCUACUACUGAACUUGUGUAUGACAUUAUUCUAACACAUUUCGCAAGAUGUGGACGAGGGCCUAGUUCAAUUGGUA
Molecule: messenger RNA, 1069 nt
Organism: Lycium barbarum (goji berry)
Lineage: Eukaryota; Viridiplantae; Streptophyta; Magnoliopsida; Solanales; Solanaceae
Product: acid phosphatase 1-like
Exons: 3
Coding region: 108-935 (275 amino acids)
Molecular function (GO): acid phosphatase activity
Source: RefSeq, a predicted model, not a curated record